AUGUCUGCACAACUCAUUGAUGAGUUGUGCCAUCAAGGAUCAGCCCCAGCUGGGGAUAUCAACAUGCAUUCCCCAUCAGCAGAGUCUUCAGCUAGCAGCACAGACAGGCAUAGAAAUGGAUCCAUAGCAUCUCCCAUGUCAGUGCAAGUGGGGUCUCCAGUCCCAGAGUCCAUUCAAGACAUUUUUUUCAAAUCUCUGCUUCCAUCCAAAAAAAACAUACAAACCACUCAACCAGCCCAGUCACAGCUGUCUACUGUGGGUGGCCUCAUCUACCACCCAUAUCUCAGCACACUCCACCUGGCUGUCAAUGAAGAAUUUCUCUGCCUUGUAUGCACAAGUUGCAAGAUCACCACUCCCAGAACCAAUGUGACUGACCACAUUGCCACCAAUCAUUCCAUCAUGAACAUGGAUCAGAUCCAGCUCAAUGGUGCCUUGUCAGAAACCAAUGUUGCUUCUGUUCUCCCCACAGAAAUCAGAGGACCACAAGGCAUUGUCCAAGGGCUGGCAGUCUGGGAUGCAUUUUCAUACAGGGGCAUCUCAAAUACACCAUUGCAUAGGCACAUGCUAGUGAAGAUGAUGGAUGGCUAUGUUGUCCCAGUGGUUGCUUUGCUGGCCUUUGUCCUUCACAAAGUGCCUAGAAGUGAAGAGCUAGCCAAUGCAUUGCAGACACUACUGGAAGGAUUGCAGGGCAGGGCCAAUCAAGAUGACAUUUGUGAAUGCAUUCAUGCAGUGUUGAUCAUCACCUGGACCAUUACUUGGAAACAAAUCACACCUGGCACCAUUGCAGAUCCAACCGAAGAGUGUCUUGCACUCCUGACACUGCAGUGA
This is a messenger RNA of Pisolithus orientalis, 828 nucleotides long. RefSeq lists its product as uncharacterized. Bases 1 to 828 code for a protein of 275 amino acids. Lineage: Eukaryota; Fungi; Basidiomycota; Agaricomycetes; Boletales; Pisolithaceae. The record is from RefSeq and is a predicted model, not a curated record. The transcript has 5 exons.